GAGGCAGGUGUUAUGAAUGAAGUUCUCUCUGACACAUCAGUGAUCAGAUUUUUGCAGCGCUGCUCUUUAUUCUCCAUUCAUCCUUUGCUGGGUUUUGGGCACAGAUGGCUUGGCAGGGUGUGAAAACACUAAUUCUGGUUUUGUGUUGCUUUGAUUUGGUUUUGUCACAGAGUUCAAAGCCUGUCUCUACUUCAGAUUAUUUUUCAAGCAUAAAUGAUGAUUAUUCUGAUGUUGAAGCUGAUCACUUCAAAGUGGCACCUCAAGACACUGAAGGGGUGACACAAUCAAAAUUGGCAGUUUACUGUAACAAUGAUACUAUGAAAGUGAUUUUGCCAGCUGGUUCUCUCAGUCAGGUUAAGAUUUUGGGUGUUUCAGUAAUUGAAUCUGUGCUUGGGGCCCCAGCGGCCUGUGGAUACUCCCUGACACAAGGCUAUGGCCAUACUAUUUUGGUUGUUGACUACGAUGGCUGUCAUGUCACCUUGGAGGGUGGCCGUUACACUCUGAGGGUCCUCUAUCCAGAUGAAGCUGGACAGCUGGAUGUCGCUACUUUGUCUUGUGAUUCAAACCAACAUCUCAGUGCUUCCCUGAAACACCUCAGCGUGCAGUCAGAUCAGACACCAACGUGUGCAAAACUACCCCUGCCCAUGACUUCCCAGUCAUCACCUCCCCUGUCAGCACCAAACAUGCUCCCGCUUACCAGCAAACCAGAAGGCUGCAACAUCUCUGCCGAUCAGAGAGUGUCGUGUAGCGCCUCUGGUAUAACACAAGACGAGUGUCUGGCCAAAGGAUGCUGUUUUGAUGCAACGACCUCAGUCUGCUACUAUCCCAUGGAUGAAUGCACUGCUGAUAAGAACUUUGUCUUUGCUGUUUAUAAUGAUUUCACAAACAUCCAUGUGAACCCCAUGAGCCUGAUGGUUGCUGGAAAGACUGGUUGCAAGCCUGUUAUCGCCAACGAAGACUUUGCCAUCUUCAAAUUUUCUGUCACUGAGUGUGGAACACGUUCCUUUGUCAUUGGUGAGACAACAAUUUACCUAGCUGAGGUACAGACCAUCAUCAAAGUUCGGAACCUGAAGUACGGCGUGAUCUCCAGGGAUAAUCCAAUCAGGCUGAUGGUUGAAUGCCGCUACCCAAAGGUUUCAGCCUCUCCCACGUUUGCCGGACCUGUGCUUGCGAGUGCAGGGUACAUGGUUAUGAGUCCCAGUCUGCCUUCACACCUGCUGUCUGAAGGGCUGUUUGGAGUUCAGCUUUUAAUUUCUGAGGAUGAAACUUUCACCAAGUUUUAUCCAUGGUGUCAUCAGCCGCUAAAUGUUCUUUUGGGGAAGCCUGUAUAUCUGGAGUUGCGUCUGAAGUCUCCAAAACCUGCAGCUACACUCAUAGUUCACUACUGUGUGGCCUAUCCACGCUCCGCUAGGAGUGCCCUGAUUUUGAUUUUUGAGGGAUGCCCCAAUCCUCUUGACUCUGGCAACAUCUCCAUUCUUUAUAUGAAACACCUUCCUCAGAAUCGGCACAAGCGUCGCUUUGAGAUUAAAGCCUUUCAGUUCAUGGAUUUAUCCACCAAUAAAUACCUGAAUGAGGAGAUUUACUUCAUGUGCUCUACUGAAGUGUGCAUGCCCUCUGAAUUGCCCUGUGCAGAGACCUGCUUUGAUGGAAAGUCUCCAUGAAUAAGGUCCAGGUGAAUUACUGGCAAUGGGAGUGUGUGAAUCCUCUUGUGAUUGGUGUUGUCUGACAUUGAAUAAAAUUUUAUCUCUAUCUUUGCACAAU
Labeo rohita (rohu) is the source of this 1761-nucleotide messenger RNA. Its product is annotated as zona pellucida sperm-binding protein 1-like. The record is from RefSeq and is a predicted model, not a curated record. The transcript is spliced from 11 exons. Gene Ontology annotation, biological process: binding of sperm to zona pellucida; prevention of polyspermy. Lineage: Eukaryota; Metazoa; Chordata; Actinopteri; Cypriniformes; Cyprinidae. Gene Ontology annotation, molecular function: structural constituent of egg coat; acrosin binding. The coding region runs from base 105 to 1661 and encodes 518 amino acids. Gene Ontology annotation, cellular component: egg coat.